Messenger RNA from Gymnodraco acuticeps, 4053 nucleotides. Its product is annotated as cAMP-specific 3',5'-cyclic phosphodiesterase 4B-like. Gene Ontology annotation, cellular component: perinuclear region of cytoplasm; nucleus; cytosol. NCBI's taxonomy places the organism in Eukaryota, Metazoa, Chordata, Actinopteri, Perciformes, Bathydraconidae. Gene Ontology annotation, biological process: signal transduction. The coding region runs from base 297 to 2543 and encodes 748 amino acids. Gene Ontology annotation, molecular function: transmembrane transporter binding; 3',5'-cyclic-AMP phosphodiesterase activity. The record is from RefSeq and is a predicted model, not a curated record. The transcript has 18 exons.
CGCGAAUGGCACAAAUGGAGCCUGAUAAAAAGGGGCGCGUGCUUCAGAGGACCAGGAGACAACGGUGGACCAGCACAACCGCAUCAGCGCGUGGGACAGCGAGCACACCUCCGGCCGACAGUCUGCUGACGUGAGUUCCCCGCAGUUCUUUUUACCACUGGCUCGAGAAGAAGAAGAGCUUCAGCUGCGUACUGUUGAGGCCGGCCAGACCAGGAGGAGCAGGAAGGAGCUGCUUUUUCCGAGAGAGGAUCAAAGACGGAGAGAGAGAGCGAUAGUGUGGCUGAACAUCCCUCAGCAUGAAGAAAAGCAGGAGUGCACAGGGGGUUACACCAAGCGAUGAGAAUAAGGAGCCCCCUGUGGUACAAAUCUCUGCGGGCAGCACACUCGGGGUGGAUGUGUACAAAGUCCAGAGGCGCUUUUCUGGCAACCUGCAGCUGCCACCGUUGUCAUGGCGACAGGCAGAAAUGGAGCGGGACAGGGGGAGGUCGCCGACACCUGAAGAUGAUCCAGUGACCCGCAGCAGACCUACAAGCCUGCCCAUCUACUCACUGCCCCGCAUCGACAUCACAAAGGCCGACCCCGACAGUUUUGAAGGUGAGAAUGGUCCGUCGUUGUGCUGCAGCCCCUCAGACCCCCAGGCGUCCCCGGGCUCCGGGCUGGCUCUCCACCCCAACCAGGCGUGCCACGGCCAGCGGCGAGAGUCCUUCCUGUACCGCUCCGACAGCGACUACGACCUGUCGCCCAAGUCCUUGUCUCGAAACUCUUCCAUUGUUGGAGAACUGCACGGAGAAGACUUGAUUGUGACCCCAUUUGCUCAGGUUUUGGCAAGCCUCCGGACUGUCAGGAACAACUUCACCACCUUGACAAAUGUACAAUGUGUAUCCAAUAAAAGGUCUCCAGCAGCAAAUCAGCCUUCUUUUGCCAAAGUCUGUUUGUCAGAUGAGUCCUACCAGAAGCUGGCUAUGGAGACCAUGGAGGAGCUGGACUGGUGUCUGGACCAGCUGGAGACCAUCCAGACGUACCGCUCCGUCAGCGACAUGGCCUCCAACAAGUUCAAGAGGAUGCUGAACCGGGAGCUAAGCCACCUGUCUGAGAUGAGUCGCUCGGGAAACCAAGUGUCCGAGUACAUCUCCAACACCUUCCUAGACAAGCAGAAUGAGUUGGAGGUUCCAUGCCCGGCUCCCAAGUCGAGGGAGAGGAAGAGGAGGCAGGGCCAGCAGCAGCAGCAGCAGCAACAGCAGCAGGGUGGGAUGAUGACUCAGAUCAGCGGGGUGAGGAAGGUCAGCAACACGCCCAGCAUCUCCGGGGGCACCGGGAACCGCUUCGGGGUCAAGACGGACCAGGAGGAACUGCUGUCCAAGGAUCUGGAGGACAUCAACAAAUGGGGCCUGAACAUCUUCAAAGUGACUGAGCACUCCCACAACCGGCCGCUCACAUGCGUCAUGUACACCAUCUUCCAGGAGCGAGACCUGAUGAGGACGUUCAAGAUUCCGACGGACACCUUUGUGACGUUCAUGCUGACCUUGGAGGGCCACUAUCACUCGGACGUGGCCUACCACAACAGCCUGCACGCCGCUGACGUAGCCCAGUCCACACACAUCCUGCUGUCCACCCCCGCACUGGAUGCGGUCUUCACAGAUCUGGAGAUCUUGGCAGCCAUUUUCGCUGCAGCCAUUCACGACGUGGACCACCCAGGAGUGUCCAACCAGUUCCUCAUCAACACCAACUCCGAGCUGGCUCUGAUGUACAACGAUGAGUCGGUGCUGGAGAACCACCACCUAGCCGUGGGCUUCAAACUGCUGCAGGAGGAAAACUGCGAUAUCUUCCAAAACCUGACCAAGAAGCAGAAGCAGUCGCUCCGGAGGAUGGUCAUAGACAUGGUAUUAGCAACUGACAUGUCCAAACACAUGAGCCUGCUCGCUAAUCUGAAGACGAUGGUGGAGACCAAGAAGGUGACCAGCUCUGGAGUCCUGCUGUUGGACAACUACACCGACAGAAUGCAGGUGUUGCGUAACAUGGUGCACUGUGCCGACCUGAGCAACCCCACCAAGCCUCUGGACCUGUACCGGCAGUGGACGGACAGGAUCAUGGACGAGUUCUUCCACCAGGGGGACCGAGAGAGGGAGAGGGGGAUGGAGAUCAGUCCCAUGUGCGACAAACACACCGCUUCAGUGGAGAGAACACAGGUGGGUUUCAUCGAUUACAUUGUCCACCCUCUGUGGGAGACGUGGGCCGACCUGGUCCACCCCGACGCUCAGGACAUCCUGGACACUCUGGAGGACAACAGGAACUGGUACCAAAGCAUGAUCCCUCAGAGCCCCUCCCCCCCCUUUUACACCAGCGACGGGGAGGGUGGCCCCCAGGGGGAGCUGGAGGAGGGGCCUGGGGCCAGCAAGUUUCAGUUUGAGCUGACGCUGGACGAUCAGGAUGGACAGAGCGGAGAGAGCGCCAUGAUGGAGAUGGUCGACGGGGUCAUACUCCGAGACCCUUCCUCCGAUCAGGGCAGGGUUGAAACGUGUGACGUCUCCCCAGCGGAAACAUAGCCCAACUGAUGGUGUUUGCGGAGAGCAGCAAGUUUUGGCUGAAAUCAUUUAAUUGCAGUAGAGCAAUCCUGCAAUCUGGCUCUUUGGAGCUGCCUGGCACAGAGGGCCUGACUGAAUGUGGGGCACCCCUGCAAACAAGGCUGGGAAACCCUGUGGCCGUUUGUUUUUGAGCCCCCUGGAAAGGGAGCUUGAAGAAGUCCUGCUCUUUAACGAAGGGACUUACUGUCAAAGAGGCGGGGCUGAAUCGAAGAAGAUGAAGUGGACAAUAUGUAUCUGUGUUCUGGAACUAGUCAAAAUUACAAACUUGCACUUGAGGACGUUUUUUAUGUUCAUUUUGAUUCUUCCGAUCGUGUUGGGAUUGGAUGCGACCUGGUGAAAACGUCCAACCAAAAACUACAGGAGAGAAGUUCUUCGGAUCCAAGUAGUUUUUUUUUUCUUCUUACACAUAAGUUGUGUGCCUUUUUUUAAACAACAGUGUCCUUUUUUUUAAGUGUUUUUAUAAUUUAUUGAACACAUUCAUGUAGCUGUAAAAUGUGUCAACUUUUUGUACAAGAAGGACACAUUUGUCUCACAGUCUUCCUAAUGUUCUGGCAAUAGUAUAAGCUUGUUCUCACUAUAGUGGAUGUAUUUCUAAAAAUCACACGACUUCCCAGCACAAUUUGCACUUUGUGGCAUAAGACCAAGAGAGCAUUGAAAGCAUCAGUACAUUUACAUUAUACUAAACAUGUGAAACCAAAAUAUUUUUGAUUCAUUCAGCUAGGGCUGCUCGAUUAUGGCAAAAAUCAUAAUCACCAUUAUUUUAGUCAAUAAUUGAUGUCACGUUUAUUAAAAAACGAUUAUCCAUUUACUUUGAAAACAUCCAUUUAUUGAAGUAUAAUUCAACUGAAAAACCAAUAAAAUAAUUUUAAAUAAUAAUUGUUUUAUUUCGAUUACGUUGUUUUCGUAAUCGUUGCAAGUCAAAAUCGUAAUCGAGAUUAAAAUACGAUGAAUUGCACAGCCCUACAUUCAGCUAUUUCUUUCCUCAAAAAAGUCAUUUCACAAGGAAUUUAAUACGUUUUAAAACAUAUUCCUUGAAAGUGGAAAUACAUUUUGUAUCUAUGAGUCCAAAAAUAUGUAAAGAAUAACUUCCAAAGAUCCUGUAGAUGAUGAUUUCACUGCUCAAAGAAAAAGGAAUGUCAGAAAUCAGAUACAUUUUACAAUGUCCCUAUUCCUAUUCCCUAUGUUACAAAUACAACUUCUGACCAGAAGUCAAAUGAAUCCCUGACUUUGUCGCGUAGCUGGAUGAAGAGUUAAUUAUUUCCUGAAAUUUCACCUGAGAUAUCUAAGAAAGGUAAAAAAUCGAUCGAAAACAAAACAGUCGACUUUAAAAUGAUUCAGGUCAUGUCUAUAAAUCGUGCAAAAGUUUAUAACUUAAAAAUGGUCUAGGUCCCGUCCAAAUAUCGUACGAAAGGUCAAUAACGUAAAAAUGGUCAAGGUCAAGUCAAUAUAUUGUAUAAAACGUACAUUAAAG